AUGUCAUCGUCGAGGUCAUUUCCCAAGCGUCGUCAACUACCGAAACUUAUGGCAUGUAUGACGAAGAACAGUUUAGAGAACCUUAGAAAUCGAGCCUUGUUUGGUCUCGAUACAUUAGACGCAAAAGGAAUCAGAAGACGGAAAUUUCCAUUGCACGAAUGCCUCAUAUUGGAAUUAAGAGAAUCCGGCUAUUCGGAAUCGUCGGAUUAUCUCCAGGAUCUUAUUUAUGACAACAUGCAGCUUUUAGCCGAAGACGAAAUAGGUAUCGUCGUGGAUUUAAGAGCGAGGGAGGAUUAUUUGGAAGAUAUUAGUGCGGGUUUGGUGCGCGCUGAGAAAGAACGUGACAAGGAGAACACAAAGAACGAAUGUUUAGAGCUCCUUACUUUAGCAUUAUCGUAUUCGGAGAAAGGAAAAGGUAUACUGUGGCUAGCUGAGAAGUUCUUUCUGGCAUCCAUUGCUGUUUCAAGUCAAUAUUUGAUAGACGGAGGUCGACAGAAAGGCUGUUGUAAAUAUCACUACGCCAAGUUCUUGCUUGAUAAAUUUCCAAAUGCGGAUCCCGAGGAGCCUUUCCUUAUUCUUACUGAAGUCAGGGACAGCGCCAUCGGUAAGGAUUGGUCGCUGUAUGAAGACGAGAAAGGAGAUGCAGAUGUUUCAUCAUCACCCGAAACAGUGUUCUGUGCGACCGCAGUGCAGUUGCAUCGGGUUCUGCUUAGCAAAGCGCGUUCGGCUAGAAGCAAAGAUCCUGCAAAAGCAGAGAGACUUUCCAGAUUAGCUGAGCGAAGAGCUAAAGAUGCUGAUGAUAUACCUAAAACGGCCGAAGCGAUCCUAGAAAUUGGUAUCAGUCAAUUACAUAUGAAUAAUUUGAACAACGCACACAAGACCUUUCUUCGAGCAUUCAAAAUAUACGAAGCGGACAAUAAUAUAGUGGGCUUGUGCGAUUCAAGAAUGCAUUUGGCUGCAGUGAUGCAAAGAGUAGGAGACCACGAAACUGCAGCAAAACUGCUGACUGAGAUGGGCUCGUUGGCAAUGGAGCAUGGGCAUCGGCGGCAUCUGGGCAGGGCGUUGCACCUUCUGGGGGAACUGCAUCUGCGCAGAGAGAAGCCGGAACUGGGAACUCAGCAUCUUACCGAGGCCUUCCAGUGUUUUAUGGGCUUUAACUGGCAAUAUAUGGUGCCUAAAAGUCAUGAUUAUCCUCAAGACAAACCUCUUUCCAGUGGUUUGGAUUUAAUUUUCAAGAGUAAUGUGAUAGAAGUUUAUGAAGAGGAGGCAGAACAGUCUCGACUAAUGCACGCCAUAUCGGCUGGUCAAGAAAUAAUGGCUUCAUAUUUCAAAUUGUUGAGGGAGUCUGAUACAUGCUCUGUGGCAAAAGUUAAAACUAUUGAAUGGAAGUUGACCCGCGCUAAAUGGUGGCUGUACAAUUUUCACCAUGAUUUAGUACCGUGCUUAUGUCCAUUGCAUAAUCGAACACCAUUGGAUGUGUUAAGGAAGCAACUGGAUGCGCAAACCAUUGCAGAGGAACAAUCCGAAGAGGAAGACACGUUACUUGGCCGAACUGACACUGUCCAAGACAUGACAAAAUUACGAAGUAGUGUAAUGAACAAAGAAAAUGAAUAAUCUUUAUUGUUAUCACAUAAUAUUGAUCUGGUUAUAAUGAUACUUUUGAAUAC
This is a messenger RNA of Bicyclus anynana (squinting bush brown), 1667 nucleotides long. RefSeq lists its product as uncharacterized. The record is from RefSeq and is a predicted model, not a curated record. Lineage: Eukaryota; Metazoa; Arthropoda; Insecta; Lepidoptera; Nymphalidae. Bases 1 to 1614 code for a protein of 537 amino acids. The transcript has 10 exons. Gene Ontology annotation, molecular function: protein binding.